AUGUCUGUACCGGAAGGAAGAUAUUCCAACAACCCGUUCGCGGAUGCCUUGACCCCCACGUCCACUGGAUCGCGUGCGUCGGGCUCGAAUCCCAGCCACCAGAGGCCACGAGUGGCACCUCCUUCUCAGCAAGCACCUGUUCAGCAACAAAGGCCUCGUCGCUCCAAGGACGAGAGUGCUAUGCCUCCUCCCUCAUACGAAGAAGCCGCUGGCCGCCGUGCAGCUAGGAGUGAAUAUCCACGUGAAAAGCAACCACAACAGUCUUCCGAAGCGAGAAGACAUGAACAUAGCUCUAGUCGGACGAGAGAGCAUCGCUCUCGUAGCGAAGGUGAAGUGAAUGGGGAGCAUCGCCAUCGUUCUCACCGCCAUCGCGAGCGUGGGGAACGCAGCGAGUCUUCACGUCACCACAAAGAUUCGUCUCCAAAGCGUUCAAGCAGGCAUCGUUCUUCCAGGUCAAAAAAGCAGACUGAAAUUGAAAAGCCGGAAAACCUGGACACGAUAGACAAACUUGAUGUCACCGGUUUUUUUGGUGGUGGAGCCUUCCAUCACGAUGGACCCUUUGACGCUUGUACUCCACACCGCAAUAAGAACACCAAGGCUGCACCGGUAAUGGCAUUUCCAGUUGAUGGUCCAAACAGCACAAUUCGCGGAAUGGGCCCUCUUCACACCAAAGAACAGCAAAUCGAUAUUCUAUUUGGAAAUGCUGAUAAGGCCGACGAGAUGUACGCUUCCACUGCACCGAUCGCAAGAACUAGAUCCGUUCCUCAGCAGGCGACCUCAGCACCAACACAACAAUAUACCACCCUUCAGGCCUCACAAUCGCAGAAGAGAACGAUACCCCCAUCGUCUCAAGCACUGGAUCCCAACAGUUAUUCUCACGGUGCUCUUGUGGACGAUUCACGUGCUCCUCCAGUCACAAACUCUGUUGAGGUUUUGAAACAUGAUCCUUCGGUGGUUGCGUUUGAUGCCAAUGCGAAGGCUACACCAGUUCAUGGAACUACCACACUUGGACUGGGCAGUUCUACAUUUUUGGACGGAGCUCCAGCCACAAAAGCGGCCAUCCAUGAGGCCUCAACCAAGUCAGAGCUGUCGCGUAACCGCUCACUUGUCAACCGUAUGCGCAAGAAGAGCUCCGAUCUCCCGGGUAAUGAAGCCCAUUAUGAGGAAUCGGCUCCUUCUGGAAACAGUUUGUUGAGAAGGGUGAAGAGUUUGAAGGUGAGCAGAAAGUGA
Messenger RNA from Kuraishia capsulata CBS 1993, 1230 nucleotides. RefSeq lists its product as uncharacterized. Gene Ontology annotation, cellular component: cytoplasm. The record is from RefSeq and is a predicted model, not a curated record. The transcript has a single exon. Bases 1 to 1230 code for a protein of 409 amino acids. NCBI's taxonomy places the organism in Eukaryota, Fungi, Ascomycota, Pichiomycetes, Pichiales, Pichiaceae.